Hipposideros armiger (great roundleaf bat) is the source of this 1710-nucleotide messenger RNA. It is a transcript of the gene IL1R2, whose product is annotated as interleukin 1 receptor type 2. Gene Ontology annotation, molecular function: interleukin-1 binding; interleukin-1, type II, blocking receptor activity. The transcript is spliced from 9 exons. Bases 293 to 1420 code for a protein of 375 amino acids. Lineage: Eukaryota; Metazoa; Chordata; Mammalia; Chiroptera; Hipposideridae. The record is from RefSeq and is a predicted model, not a curated record.
CAGAAGGACGUGAGUCUUAGCGAGUCACAAAAAAAUAGGGAAACUUACGCAGAGUUUCCUUGGCCACUUCCCCAUCUGAGUGAUCACAUACCCAGCACUAUAGCCCGGGGUGCUCCCCUGUGAGGAGGGAAAAGGUGUGUCCACUGCCACUCAGCUGGAGGGAGUGACACAAGCCUGAUUGGGAAGUCCCAGGAGGACGGGGAUAUAAAUCUGUGCCCUAAAUGCUGAGCUUCCACUGAGGUGAAAGUCAGGCCUGGCAGCCCUCCCCAGGUGAGAAGCAACAAGGUGAAAAAUGCAGAGCUGCAGGCUACAGGGGACAAGACCUGAGAUUUCCACUUCCUGUGUGCUCUGGAAGUUGCUGGGAACAAUGUUCAUCGUGUACCUGUUGAUAAUGGGUGUUUCUUCCUUCACCAUUCAGCCUGAGGAACGCACAGUGCCUGCAGGAAACUGCCAGUUUCGUGGCAAACAUUUCAAAACCAAGUUCGAGGUGGAAGGGGAGCCAGUGGUCCUGCCGUGCCCCCAGAUGCGGUAUUGGUUGAGGGCCUCUGCUAGCCCCCAUGUCAGCGUGACAUGGCGGAAAAAUGAUUCUGCUAGGAUGAUCCCAGCGGGAGAAGACACAGGACUAUGGGUCCAGGAUGGUGCUCUCUGGAUUGUGCCAGCCUGGCGGGAGGACUCCGGCACCUACAUUUGUACUGUCAGAAACGCCUCUUACUGUGACGAAAUGUCCAUUGAGCUCAAGGUUUUUGAGAAGACAGAAGCGUCCCUGCCCCUCAUCUCAUAUCCGCAAAUCCUUACCUUGUCAACCUCUGGGGCGUUAGUUUGCCCUGAACUGAGUGAAUUCACCCGUAACAAAACUGACAUGAAGAUUCAAUGGUACAAGGAUUCUGUCCUUUUGGAUCAGGACAACAAGAAGUUUCAAAGUGUGAAGGGAACCACUCUCUUACUCAUACAUAAUGUGUCUAUGGAGGAUGUGGACUAUUACAGCUGUGUUAUGAUGUUUGCCCACAAAAGCAUGCGAUACAACAUCACUAGGACUAUCAAACUACGUAUCAACAAAAGAGAAGAGGAGACAGUUCCUGUGAUUAUCUCCCCCCACAAGACCAUAUUAGCUUCUUUGGGGUCGAGACUGACUAUCCCGUGUAAGGUGUUUCUGGGAGCUGGCACACACUUGACCACCCUGCUGUGGUGGAUGGCCAACAAUACCAACAUAGAGAGCAUCUACAAUCAAGACCGCGUGACGGAGGGGCAGCGCCUGGAAUACUCAGAAAAUAAUGAGAACUACAUUGAAGUACCACUGAUUUUUGACCCAGUCAUAAGAGAGGAUUUGAACACGGAUUUUAAAUGUGUCGUUCGUAAUACACGGAGUUUUCAGAUGCUGCAUACCACAGGUGUUCUAGAUACAAAGGUAGUGAAGAUGUAGUUUGCCGCUUCGGGAAAGAGAGAAUUUCAUUUUGAGACUGCGAAGGAUGCUUUAGAAAUGCCAAAGAAGAAUCAGCAAGAUUUGGUGAAUUUUUUUCAAAAGGAUGAUCUCCCAAAUAGCAAUUAGAAUAGACUGUCAGAAAAAUACAUGUUAGAACAUACUAGUGAACUGAGAAACAGACUCAACUUCUUAACAAAGCUUCUGAAAAUAAAGAGAAAGGAAGGGUAUUGAGAUAAUUGCAUACAUAUUGGGGGAAAAAUAACAGAGCCUUUUAUAUCAUCUACUGAAAA